AUGUUUGCUAUCCGAACAGGCCUGAAUUCUGCAUUUGGACUUUCCCAGCACGCACUUGUUAUCGUUGGGCAGAACAAACUUAUCAAGAACUUUCCGUUCGGAGGCGAUCUUGAAGCGAAGUUUGCUGGUGAAAUUGAUGCGAGGAAGUGGAACGAGGCAAUGAAAGUGCUUCCUGUAUCGGGAAGUCUUCCCUUGGUGUUCAAUCAGUCUAGGAUCAUUUCUGUGCCAGAUAGUGCUUCCAGGCAUAACACUCCAUCUAACUGUCACAUUAUUAGCAGAGAACUCAAGACAUUACCUUUCUAUAAGGGAGGUUUCAGUGCACUCAACAUUGUGUUGAUCUGUAAUGCUGAUAACGUUCUUGCGAAUAUUGCUGCAAUUGCACGUUCGUUUCCGUUGUAUUUUCGUAAAACUGGGCAGUCACCAGUGAAUGUUAUCGUGGAAAUCUGCCUAGCGGAUCGUGAGUUAACUGAUGACGAUAUCAGUUACCUCAUUAAUCUUGCAUGCUGGAUUCGAGAGGUAUGUCGUCUGGUGGACGCACCCCCGAAUGAGUUGACAACGGACGCAUUUCUUUUGAAAGCUUUGUGUGUGGCCGAGCAGUUGGGAGUGAAACAGACUGUAAUAUCGGCAAGUUUGGGAGAAGAUCUGAAGCGUCAAAACUUUGGGGGCAUAUAUAAUGUUGGAAAAGCUGGUUCCUCACCACCUGCAUUUGCUGUACUUAGUUAUGAACCGGAGGAUGCAAAAGAGACAUAUUGCCUAGUUGGCAAAGGUGUUGUGUUUGACACCGGUGGAAUGCAGAUCAAAGGCAAAACGGGAAUGCCAGGUUACAGAGCUGGAAGUAAACCAGCGGCUUUCUCAGCUCGAAAUUUGGAUGAAAGUCAUAAUCGGGAUAUGGGUGGAGCGGCUGCAGUGUUGGGAGCGUUCUACCUUCUCGUGAGUGCCAAAUUCCGACACAACUUGCACGCUUGCUUGUGCAUUGUGGAGAACAACAUUUCUCCGAAAGCAAAUAAGCCUGAUGAUAUUAUCACAAUGCUUAGUGGAAAGACGGUGGAAAUCAACAACACUGACGCAGAAGGUCGUUUGAUUUUGGCUGAUGGUGUCUAUUAUGCUAAAAACACUCUCAAGGCUGAUGUGAUUAUCGAUAUGGCAACUUUAACCGGUACUCAGUUGUAUCUUUCUGGCAAGCUACAUGGUGCGCUUCUCACAAACUGCCGAGAAUGGGAGGAGAAAGCAUGCGAGGCCGGUCGGCGUUCCGGCGAUUUGGUCGCACCAAUGGUCUUUUGCCCUGAUCUCCACUUCUCGGACCUCAAAAGUCCUGUCGCAGAUAUGCGCAACAGCAACCUCGUCAAAACGGAGGGUCCACCAUCUGCUCUAGCAGGGCUGUUCAUCGGCUCCCACAUCGAAUUCGGUGAGGGGCUGAAGUGGCUGCACUUCGAUAUUGCCUCAGCAGCAGAGAGCGGUGAUCGUGGCACCGGAUACGGUCUGGCUCUGCUAUCCUACCUACUCGGGCAUCUCACGAGGAUUCCUAUGCUUCAGCACUAG
Molecule: messenger RNA, 1539 nt
Organism: Angiostrongylus costaricensis
Lineage: Eukaryota; Metazoa; Nematoda; Chromadorea; Rhabditida; Metastrongylidae
Source: the annotation of a GenBank genome assembly